Gambusia affinis (western mosquitofish) is the source of this 4566-nucleotide messenger RNA. RefSeq names its product gastrula zinc finger protein XlCGF57.1-like. The record is from RefSeq and is a predicted model, not a curated record. Gene Ontology annotation, molecular function: DNA-binding transcription factor activity, RNA polymerase II-specific; RNA polymerase II cis-regulatory region sequence-specific DNA binding. The coding region runs from base 142 to 4080 and encodes 1312 amino acids. The transcript is spliced from 2 exons. Lineage: Eukaryota; Metazoa; Chordata; Actinopteri; Cyprinodontiformes; Poeciliidae. Gene Ontology annotation, cellular component: nucleus. Gene Ontology annotation, biological process: regulation of transcription by RNA polymerase II.
GUCUGUGUUGUUGAACGUUUGAGUGUUUCGCUAAUAAAAUCUCUUCAGUCCGGCUUAACCGAGUUUAUCAACGAUCAGUUAACUGCUGCUGAAGAAACAUUCACAGAGUUUAAAGAAAUCAUCGUCAAGUCGGAGGAAGAGAUGGAUGAUUAUCGCAGACUGCUGGAUUUCUCCCGGAGGCCCCAGAUAAUUUUACACCGAAUAGAUUGCCUGCAACAUGACGUUUAUGAGGAGCAAAUAUGUAAGCAGGAGAGGAGCUUCACUCUGGACAAGGACCAGUUAGAACCUCUGCAGGUGAAACAGGAACAGGAAUGGACUGAAAAUCAGCAGAUAAAAGAAGAGCAGGAAGAUCUAGAACAUCAGCAAAUAAAAGUGGAUGAGAAAGAAGUUUACUGCAGUCAGGGUGAAGAACAGCUUGAGCUAAAACAAGAGACUGACACCUGCAUGAUGGUUCCUGUUGAUGAGCAAACAGACCACACUGAAUCAGAACCAAACAAGAACCAAGAAAUCUUCCAGGAAGCUGCUGAAACUGAGAACCAAAAUAGGAAAAGAAGAAAACCUUUCUUAUGUGUCAUCUGUAAAAAGCGUUUUGCUUUCAAAUCUGUUCUUGUUGCUCAUAUGAGAACUCACACUGGUGAAAAGCUGUUUACAUGUGUGAACUGUGGAAACAGCUUUAGAGAAAAACACGAGUUAACUCUGCACAUGAUGAUUCACACUGGUGAAAAGCCGUUUUCUUGUGUGAACUGUGGAAAAGGUUUUAGUCAAAAAGAGAAGUUAACUCGGCACAUGAUGAUUCACACUGGUAAAAAGCCGUUUUCUUGUGUGAACUGUGGAAAAAGUUUUAGUCGAAAAGAGAAGUUAACUCGGCACAUGAUGAUUCACCCUGGUGAAAAGCCGUUUUCAUGUGUGAACUGUGGAAAAAGUUUUAGUCAAAAAGAGAAGUUAACUCGGCACAUGAUGAUUCACCCUGGUAAAAAGCCGUUUUCUUGUGUGAACUGUGGAAAAGGUUUUAGUCGAAAAGAGAAGUUAACUCGGCACAUGAUGAUUCACACUGGUGAAAAGCCGUUUUCUUGUGUGACCUGUGGAAAAGGUUUUAGUCAAAAAGAGAAGUUAACUCGGCACAUGAUGAUUCACCCUGGUGAAAAGCCGUUUUCUUGUGUGAACUGUGGAAAAGGUUUUAGUCGAAAAGAGAAGUUAACUCGGCACAUGAUGAUUCACCCUGGUGAAAAGCCGUUUUCUUGUGUGACCUGUGGAAAAGGUUUUAGUCGAAAAGAGAAGUUAACUCAGCACAUGAUGAUUCACCCUGGUGAAAAGCCGUUUUCUUGUGUGACCUGUGGAAAAGGUUUUAGUCGAAAAGAGAAGUUAACUCGGCACAUGAUGAUUCACCCUGGUGAAAAGCCGUUUUCUUGUGUGAACUGUGGAAAAGGUUUUAGUCGAAAAGAGAAGUUAACUCGGCACAUGAUGAUUCACCCUGGUGAAAAGCCGUUUUCUUGUGUGAACUGUGGAAAAGGUUUUAGUCGAAAAGAGAAGUUAACUCGGCACAUGAUGAUUCACCCUGGUGAAAAGCCGUUUUCAUGUGUGAACUGUGGAAAAAGUUUUAGUCGAAAAGAGAAGUUAACUCGGCACAUGAUGAUUCACACUGGUGAAAAGCCGUUUUCUUGUGUGACCUGUGGAAAAGGUUUUAGUCGAAAAGAGAAGUUAACUCGGCACAUGAUGAUUCACCCUGGUGAAAAGCCGUUUUCUUGUGUGAACUGUGGAAAAGGUUUUAGUCGAAAAGAGAAGUUAACUCGGCACAUGAUGAUUCACCCUGGUGAAAAGCCGUUUUCAUGUGUGAACUGUGGAAAAAGUUUUAGUCGAAAAGAGAAGUUAACUCGGCACAUGAUGAUUCACCCUGGUGAAAAGCCGUUUUCAUGUGUGAACUGUGGAAAAAGUUUUAGUCAAAAAGAGAAGUUAACUCGGCACAUGAUGAUUCACACUGGUGAAAAGCCGUUUUCUUGUGUGAACUGUGGAAAAAGUUUUAGACUUAAACAGAAGUUAACUCGGCACAUGAUGAUUCACCCUGGUGAAAAGCCGUUUUCAUGUGUGAACUGUGGAAAAAGUUUUAGUCAAAAAGAGAAGUUAACUCGGCACAUGAUGAUUCACCCUGGUGAAAAGCCGUUUUCAUGUGUGAACUGUGGAAAAAGUUUUAGACUUAAACAGGAUUUAGCUCGGCACAUGAUGAUUCACACUGGUGAAAAGCCGUUUUCAUGUGUGAACUGUGGAAAAAGUUUUAGUGAAAAACGGGAAUUAACUCGGCACAUGAUGAUUCACACUGGUGAAAAGCCGUUUUCAUGUGUGAACUGUGGAAAAAGUUUUAGACGAAAAAACAUAUUAACUCGGCAUAUGAUGAUUCACACUGGUGAAAAGCCGUUUUCAUGUGUGACCUGUGGAAACAGUUUUAGACAAAAACAGAAUUUAAUUCUGCACAUGAAGAUUCACACUGGUGAAAAGCCGUUUUCAUGUGUGACCUGUGGAAACAGUUUUAGACAAAAACAGAAUUUAACUCAGCACAUGAUGAUUCACACUGGUGAAAAGCCGUUUUCAUGUGUGAACUGUGGAAAAAGUUUUAGACUAAAACAGGAAUUAACUCGGCACAUGAUGAUUCACACUGGUGAAAAGCCGUUUUCAUGUGUGAACUGUGGAAAAAGUUUUAGUCAAAAGGGGUUAUUAACUCGGCACAUGAUGAUUCACACUGGUGAAAAGCCGUUUUCAUGUGUGAACUGUGGAAAAAGUUUUAGUCAAAAAAAGGAAUUAACUCGGCACAUGAUGAUUCACACUGGUGAAAAGCCGUUUUCUUGUGUGAACUGUGGAAAAAGUUUUAGACUUAAACAGAAGUUAACUCGGCACAUGAUGAUUCACCCUGGUGAAAAGCCGUUUUCAUGUGUGAACUGUGGAAAAAGUUUUAGUCAAAAAGAGAAGUUAACUCGGCACAUGAUGAUUCACCCUGGUGAAAAGCCGUUUUCAUGUGUGAACUGUGGAAAAAGUUUUAGUCGAAAACAGAAUUUAACUCGGCACAUGAGGAUUCACACUGGUGAAAAGCCGUUUUCUUGUGUGAACUGUGGAAAAAGUUUUAGUCUAAAACAGGAAUUAACUCGGCACAUGAUGAUUCACACUGGUGAAAAGCCGUUUACAUGUGUGAACUGUGGAAAAAGUUUUAGUCGAAAACAGGAAUUAACUCGGCACAUGAUGAUUCACACUGGUGAAAAGCCGUUUUCUUGUGUGACCUGCGGAAAAGGUUUUAGUCGAAAAGAGAAUUUAACUCAGCACAUGAUGAUUCACACUGGUGAAAAGCCAUUUUCUUGUGUGAACUGUGGAAAAAGUUUUAGACUUAAACAGGAUUUAGCUCGGCACAUGAUGAUUCACACUGGUGAAAAGCCGUUUUCUUGUGUGACCUGCGGAAAAGGUUUUAGUCGAAAAGAGAAUUUAACUCAGCACAUGAUGAUUCACACUGGUGAAAAGCCAUUUUCUUGUGUGAACUGUGGAAAAAGUUUUAGACUUAAACAGGAUUUAGCUCGGCACAUGAUGAUUCACACUGGUGAAAAGCCGUUUUCAUGUGUGAACUGUGGAAAAAGUUUUAGGCAAAAUCAGCAAUUAACUCGGCACAUGAUGAUUCACACUGGUGAAAAGCCGUUUUCUUGUGUGAACUGUGGAAAAAGUUUUAGUCAAAAUCAGCAAUUAACUCGGCACAUGAUGAUUCACACUGGUGAAAAGCCGUUUUCAUGCGUGAAUUGUGGAAACAGUUUUAGACUUAAACAGAUGUUAACUCAGCACAUGAUGAUUCACACUGGUGAAAAGCCGUUUUCAUGUGUGGCCUGUGGAAAAAGUUUUAGUCAAAAUCAGCAAUUAACUCUGCACAUGAUGAUUCACACUGGUGAAAAGCCGUUUUCUUGUGUGAACUGUGGAAAAAGUUUUAGUCGAAAACAGAAUUUAACUCAGCACAUGAUGAUUCACACUGGUGAAAAGCCGUUUUCUUGUGUGAACUGUGGAAAAAGUUUUAGUCGAAAGCAGAAGUUAACUCAGCACGAGGUAUCACACGGGUGAAAAGCUGUAGAAGGAUUUUCCAUACAUCUCCUAUGUUGAGGAGAUGUAUGGAAAAUCCUACUGGAGGGGUUUCAUGUCUAUAAACCUUAAAAUUGUUAUAUUUGUUCAAUGUGAUCAUUUGGAUACUUAGAGAUAUGAAACCAUGACACAUUUUCCUUCAGAGAUGCUUUGUUUUUGUUUUUUUGUUUUUUUGCUUAUUCUGUGUCAAAAAACAAUAAUAACAAACUGUAUGUUAUUGUAUUAACAAACUGUUUAUGUCAAACUGUAUGUUGUGUUUGUACAACGUGAAGAGCAGAGGGCUCAGCACACAGCCCUGAGGAGUGCCAGUACUGAUGCUGAUAGAUGAAGAGUCAUGGGGACCCACUGACUAUUUCAUGCAUUAACAGAGUUUGACUGGACAUGGACUCCCUUCCAGAACAUUCUGACAAGAUUGGACCUGAGGGAUUGAUUUGUAUUAUUCUGUACAAUAAAGAGAGUUUGUGGGUU